UCGCGGAAUUUCCCGAAUAUCCAAACACUCUUCUCGCGAGAUCAGGAACGUCAGCAGCAUGGCGGUGCUCCUUGAAACGACGUUGGGCGAUGUCGUAAUUGAUUUGUUUACAGAAGAAAGGCCUAAAACUUGCCUCAACUUUCUGAAACUAUGCAAGAUAAAGUACUACAACUACUGCCUCAUCCACAAUGUGCAGAGAGACUUCAUUCUGCAGACUGGAGAUCCCACCGGGACAGGGCGUGGUGGAGAAUCUGUCUACAGCAAACUCUAUGGGGACCAGGCCCGCUUUUUUGAAGCAGAGAAAACGCCACGUAUCAAACACAGGAAGAAGGGGACGGUGUCCAUGGUGAACAAUGGAAAUGAUCAGCAUGGUUCUCAGUUCCUUAUUACCAUGGGUGAGAACUUGGACUACCUGAAUGGAGUCCAUACUGUGUUUGGGGAAGUGACGGAAGGCAUGGACAUCUUGGCCAAAAUCAAUGAGACCUUUGUGGACAAAGACUUUGUCCCAUUUCAGGAUAUCAGGAUAAACCACACUGUGAUCCUAGAAGACCCUUUUGAUGACCCUCCUGAUUUGCCAGUGCCCGAUCGAUCACCUGAGCCCACCAAAGAGCAGCUGGACAGCGGCCGAAUUGGCGCGGAUGAAGUGAUCGACGAUGCGGAUGGAAAAGAAGCCGAGGAGUUGGAGGAGAGGUUGAAGGAGAAAGAAGCCAAAACUCAGGCCAUCCUGCUGGAGAUGGUGGGUGACCUCCCUGAUGCAGAUAUGAGGCCUCCAGAGAACGUGCUGUUUGUGUGUAAACUAAACCCAGUGACCACAGACGAGGACCUGGAAAUCAUCUUUUCUCGCUUUGGGACCAUAAAAAGCUGUGAAAUCAUCAGAGACUGGAAAAGUGGAGAUUCCCUCUGUUACGCUUUUAUUGAGUUUGAAAAGCAAGAAGACUGUGAAAAGGCCUACUUUAAAAUGGACAACGUGCUCAUUGAUGAUCGACGCAUUCACGUAGACUUCAGCCAGUCCGUUUCAAAGAUCAAAUGGAAAGGCAAAGGUGGGAAGUAUACUAAAGACGACUUCAAAGCCUACGAGAAGGAUGUGGACAGCCGAUCCAAACUGGCUCUCAAAGAUCAAGCAAAGCCUAAACAAGAUUCCAAGUAUGACCUGCUAAUCGAGGAGGAAGAGGAGGCGACAAGCCAUCGACACUCUGAGAAGAAACACAAGGAGAAGAGGCACCAUCAUCAUUCAGAUGACGAGGACAGCAGGAAGUCCAAAAAGCAAAAGGACAGCGAGGAUAGCCGGCAAGACAGAAAGAUGGGGCGCCAGCACUCUCGGUCCCGCUCCCGUUCCCGCUCCAGAGACAGGGACCACAAACGCAGCAAGUCCCAGCUCAAAUAUGGAAAAGAGGGCCGUGAUAAAGGCCACAGCCGCAAGGACCGGAGCCACAGCAGCUCCUCCAAGAAGUCCAAUGAUAAAGAGAGGAGUAGGUACAGGUGAGGGGAGGGGAGGGGCUUCACCUGACCUGGAGAGUGGCGCCACAGAGAGCUCCACUGUAUUCAGCAUCAAUUAUACGGCAUCUACAUGUUCACAAGCUGUCCUAACUACUGCUGUCUUUAAUAUCACCUGAUCUGAAGUUUGAGAAAACUAAUUGAGUGAUGAUCAGGUCCCAUUGUCUUGAAGAAAAAACAUUGUUUGAGAAAUGCUUUUUUAUAUGUAUAUUAAAAAAAAUCCUCCAAAAUGUGA
Molecule: messenger RNA, 1729 nt
Organism: Perca flavescens (yellow perch)
Lineage: Eukaryota; Metazoa; Chordata; Actinopteri; Perciformes; Percidae
Gene: ppil4
Product: peptidylprolyl isomerase (cyclophilin)-like 4
Exons: 13
Coding region: 59-1483 (474 amino acids)
Biological process (GO): protein peptidyl-prolyl isomerization
Cellular component (GO): nucleus
Molecular function (GO): RNA binding; peptidyl-prolyl cis-trans isomerase activity
Source: RefSeq, a predicted model, not a curated record